AUGAAGCAGUCUUAUUCGGGCGAUUACGAGUUAUUCUUGAAUGGAACAAUGCGAAUCGAUGACCCAGACGAGAUACGACACUUCGAAUGUGCCAUCGAUCAUUCGGUAUUACCACAGAGGAAACGUCGGCAGCUGCAUACCUCAUCGUUUGAACCACAGUUCACGCUAAGACCACAGAAUCGAGCCUACCGAGAGGGAGAUGUAGUUCGAGUCGACUGUGAGGUAAACCAUUCAAAUCACUGA
This is a messenger RNA of Anisakis simplex (herring worm), 243 nucleotides long. The record is from the annotation of a GenBank genome assembly. Lineage: Eukaryota; Metazoa; Nematoda; Chromadorea; Rhabditida; Anisakidae.